Messenger RNA from Carcharodon carcharias (great white shark), 2720 nucleotides. Its product is annotated as transgelin-3-like. The transcript has 5 exons. Gene Ontology annotation, molecular function: protein binding. Lineage: Eukaryota; Metazoa; Chordata; Chondrichthyes; Lamniformes; Lamnidae. The coding region runs from base 295 to 894 and encodes 199 amino acids. The record is from RefSeq and is a predicted model, not a curated record.
GUGGAGUCAGAUCGACAGACAGACAACCGGAAAAAAGCUGCAUUCUCAGCUUCUGAUGGUCAGCUGUGUACCGCAACUGGAACCGUGCGCAUCACGUCGUUAGCUUCAAACCAGCAAGCCGUCAAUCAGCGAGCCCUUUGGGUGUGGUUGUUCAUAACCUUCUGAAAUAUCCUUCGCUGAGCUGGUUCUAGUAGUUUAUUCACUGCCCGACCUGAUUUGAGGUGUUUAUCUUGCCUCAGUCUUCCUGUUACAAUUUCUGUGGACGUGCGUACGCCUCCAUUUCAGGCUUCAGAAAUGGCCAAUAGAGGACCAAGUUAUGGCCUGAGCAGAGAGGUUGAGCAAAAAAUUGAGCAGAAAUAUGAUGCUGAAUUGGAAGAACGAUUAGUGGAUUGGAUCAUUGCACAAUGUGGUGGGAAUGUAAAUCGUCCGGAUCCUGGAAAACCACACUUUCAGAAGUGGUUGAUGAAUGGUGCAUUACUUUGUAGAGUUAUAAACAGCCUUUAUCCGAAAGACCAGGAGCCAAUUAAAAAAAUCCAGGAAUCCAAAAUGGCCUUUAAACAGAUGGAACAAAUCUCUCAGUUUCUGAAAGCUGCUGAAGCUUAUGGUGUUGCGACAAUGGAUAUCUUCCAGACUGUAGACUUGUGGGAAGGAAAGGAUUUGGCUGCAGUUCAAAGAACUCUAAUGGCUUUAGGUAGUGUAGCAGUUACUAAAGAUGAUGGAUAUUAUCAUGGAGACUCCAACUGGUUCCAUAGGAAAGCUCAGGGUAACAAGCGGGAAUUUUCUGAAGAGCAACUACGAAAGGGACAAAGUGUUAUAGGUCUACAGAUGGGAAGUAACAAGGGAGCCUCCCAGUCUGGAAUGACUGGCUAUGGCAUGCAUCGACAGAUCAUGUGAAACACCAUCCAGUGGUGGAAAGCACCAAAGCAAAUGGACUAUAGACUCCAAAAUGAAUCUGAAAUGCCAUCUUCUGAAGCAUCAUUGCCCAAGUAGGAUGCUUGCUUUUGUGGAACUUUUUUUUAAUGACUCAAUGGCUGAGUCGCAACAUCAAGUUUCUAAUAUUUAAUCCCCAUCGCUUUCCACCGAUUUAGCAGCUGACAAAAGGCAUGUUGUAAGGUUUUACCUGUUGACUAUGGGGUGGGGUGUGGAAAUAAAGUGGGCCUUUUUGUAACAUUUCAGGCAUGCUUUUCACUACCUCUUUAUGUAAUUUUUAGGAAUGUACCGCAUUUCUAAACUGCCCCAAUUUGUUCAUGCGAUUAUACUAAAUUACUAAACUGCAUUUCAUCGGUACAAUUAGAUAUUCUAUAUUAGUCUUCAGCAUGGACCCCUAUACUUUCAAAAACACUUACAGUCAAUUGUUCAGUGACUGACUAUCUUGAGAAAUCAUUGACCAUGAGGGGAAAAUGAAAGUGGCCAAAUUUUGAGAUGACUCAGCUGCUAAAUGCCAGAAUGGUAUUUUCUGUAGUACUACUUCUUAUGGAGUCACACAGCAAUUGUCUGAUGUUUUACUUCCUCAGCGUGAGCCUGCACUGAGCACAUACUGUCGGCUUGUUAUGGAAUUGAACAACCUGAAUAUAACCUUGGUGUUCAAUUUGUAGACUUUACUGAUAUGCCCAUGUAUUUUUACAGAUUUGAUGCAGAUUCAAUCUUUCUGGAUUUCUCAUUCCUUGUCAUUUGGAACUCCUGAGCAUAAUGUAGACCAUGCAUAAUUUAACCCCUCCUAACUGCACUCAAAUAUUCCUCUGGCCUUAUCUCUUGUACACAUGGGUGCUCACUAAUUUUUCCAGUUUGUCCCUACACGUAACCCUAAAGGUGAAUGCACACACUUAACAUUUAUAUCAUGCUUUUACAUUGUACACUUUUUUCUUUUAAUAUUUGGCUUAUUUGUCUGCCUGCAUUUAAACAAGGUGGCUGCAAUGUCUAAAUUCUAAGCUGUUUUGCAAAUCUAGUUAUUUUCUUGGGAGCUAGUUCACAAACUUGUUCUGGAAACUUAAUUUGAGAAUGACCCUUAGAAUGGAAGCCAUACUUCAUGAAAUUGUGACCAAUUAACCAUUUAUCGGGGAAAAGAAUCACUUGAACUUGUCAAUGGAAUAUGUAGAGCUGUUUUUUUUUGUAAUUAUUCCAAAUUGUCAUAGAAUUGCUAAAUUUGAUAUCUGGUACAUUUCAGUGCUUCAGUUGAACCUGUUGCUAGUCUACAGUUAAAUGACUUGUUGGACCAGUAUUGGUAUGACUUAGAUACUUAAGUGUUUAACUGUAAUUUAAAAUUCUACAGAUUUUUUUUUUCUGCAGAACUGCCAGUAUUACUACCUUUUAAUCUGCAGAACUGCCAGUAUUACCACUUUAGUAAAUAUUUGAUUUGUUCUGGUUAGACGAUGUAGACCCUUCCAGGUUUUGGGUUUUCAUUAUAAAUUUGGGUUUUGAGUUUUUUUUAAACACUUACAUCAGACUGUUGAAUUGUCAGUUCACGUGUAUGUGCCUAGAGGUUUCUUAAAUGUUAAAUCAUGACCAAAAUAGUUGUUGUCUUGUAUUUUUGUGCCGAGCACUCCACCCCCAUGCCCGUUAUAAAUGAAGUUCAUGCCUCCAGGAUUUUCCAUGAACUAAAUGCUCCAAUGUCUAAGUUUUCACAAUUUAAGAUCCUCCAGUGCUGUUUAAGAAAAUUUCAGUUUGUGGCUCUGGUGUUCAGCAAAAUAUUACACAUUUAUUAAAGAUUUCAAUGAAAUAAA